Molecule: messenger RNA, 249 nt
Organism: Lichtheimia ornata
Lineage: Eukaryota; Fungi; Mucoromycota; Mucoromycetes; Mucorales; Lichtheimiaceae
Exons: 1
Coding region: 1-249 (82 amino acids)
Source: RefSeq, a predicted model, not a curated record
AUGAGUAAUAUCGUCAUGCUUACUCCACCACCUGCACCAGGACCUGCACCAGGAACUCCACCACAGAUCAUAGUGGUGCCUAAUGGUGGACAACCACAACCACCACCUCCUCCACCGCCACCUCCUCCUCCUCCACCACCACCACCGCCACCACCAGUGAUGGUUCAAGGUCCAACAACGUGGACACGUCCUCGAGAACCGGUUCCGCCAAAUAAGCCAGUUCCACACAUGGAAUGCAUCAUCCUCUGA